AUGAAACAGAAGAAUAACGAUGUUGUUCUUUGGAUUGAUAAAUGCAAUGACCGAAAACACAUCGUUGAUAAUAAUAAUAAUAAUAAGAAGAAAAAAAAAAAAAAAGAAAAGAUGGUAGCAGCAUCGAUUGUCACUGGAUUAAAUCCAAUGGCAGUGCCAUUGACAUUAUUCAUUGUUCAAUUAUUAUUAAUUGUUGUAAUUUCUAGACUUUUAUAUUAUGUAUUAUCAUAUGUUCAACAACCACCUGUAAUUUCAGAAGUUAUUACAGGUAUUUUAUUAGGACCAUCUGUACUUGGUAUUUCAAAAGCCUUUUCACAAAAUGUAUUCCCAGCCAGUUCGUUGACCGUACUCAAUGUCAUUGCCAACGUUGGUUUGAUCUUUUUCAUGUUUAUGGUUGGUUUGGAAGUCGAUCCAACCAUCCUCAAAAAGAAUCUCAAAUCCUCUAUGAUCAUCUCGCUCAGUUCCAUUAUCCUACCAUUUGCCAUGGGUAUUGGUUUGGCUGCCAUUCUCUACGACAAGAUGGUUGCCGAAGAUGAAAAGCUUUCCUUUCCAUUGUUUUGCGUCUUUGUCGGUGUUGCCAUCUCCAUUACUGCUUUCCCAGUGUUGGCUCGUAUUCUCACUGAAAGAGGUUUAAUGACUUCAAAGGUUGGUGUUACUUCUUUGGCUGCUGCUUCUGUUGAUGAUGUCAUAGCAUGGAUAUUAUUAGCAUUUGUAGUAUCAUUUGCAAAUAAUUUAAAGACUGAUGGACCAGAUGAUGCAAGAAAUAGAUUGUCUGCUUUGUGGACAUUUAUUCUGUUGAUUGGUUUCAUUGUACUUAUGUUUGGACCGGUUAGAAUGGGAUUGGCACAUAUCUUUAGAAAGUAUGUAAAGACAGAGUCACACAAACAUCAAAUGGUUGUUGCUUUGUUGAUGCUCAUGUUUAUGUCGGCCUUUUACACCGAGGUGAUUGGUGUACACGCCAUUUUCGGUGCUUUCAUCCUUGGUGUCAUUGUCCCACGUCACGACGGCUUCCAUCACAUGUUGACCGAACGUAUUCAAGAUGUUACCACCAUCGUCCUCUUGCCACUCUACUUUACCUUUUCGGGUCUACGUACAAAGUUGAAUUCCAUCGACUCUGGCGUGGCCGGAGGUUGCACUGUACUCAUUAUCGUGUUUGCCUGUUUCGGUAAGAUUGUCGGCGCCACAUUUGCCUCACGUUUCUGUAAAAACACAUGGAGAGAGAGUAUCACCGUCGGAUUCCUCAUGAAUACCAAGGGUCUUGUAGAGUUGAUCGUCUUGAACAUUGGCUACGAGAUUGGUAUCCUCAACCAAACCUUGUUCUCCAUGUUUGUUGUGAUGGCGUUGGCCACCACCUUUAUGACGACGCCAGCCGUCUACUUUAUCUGGACACGUUGGGAAAACAGACAGUCUCGCGUGCCAAUGGUGCCCAGAGCCGCCGGCAAGUUCAAUAUCCUCCUCUACCCCACCCAGGUCCGUUUGGGAUCGGUAAUGACUGCCAUCGCCGCCGCCAUCACCUCGCCCAAAGCAACCUCCAAGAAAUACAAGAUCUCUAGUGUCUAUGCGACCGAAGCCAUUGGUGACCGUCCCUCGACCUACUUUUUCAACAGUCUCAAGAACUUGCCACCCGCCAAACGCGAGAUUUACGAAGCCAUCCAAGAAGAGGCCACCACCAUUGGCGUCGUCGUCAAGCCCAUCGUCAUGUCGUCGGUCGACAUUGCCUCGGACAUUCGCCAUGUUGCCAAGACCCAGUGGCCCGAUCUCGUCCUCAUGGGCUGGACGCGUAACGACCGUGGCAGCGAGAUGACCCAGUCGUCGACCGUCAUGGAAAGCUUCUCCAACAUGGGUGCUCAGUCUGCCGACGCCCCCUUUUACGGCAAGGUCAUUGUCAAUGUCCUCGAACACGUCAAGUCUGCCGUCGGUGUCGUCGUCGACAAGGGUCUUGACCGUUUCAACAAAAAGCACAACAUCCUCUUCCCCUAUUCUGGUCAGACCUAUGAAAACGACGCCAUCACCCUUGUCCUCAAGAUGGCACGUCGUUCCAACAUCACAAUCACCAUCCUCACCAACCAAGUCGAACAGACCCGUCAAAAGAUCGUCGCCAACGAGAAGCUCGACAUCAACCAGUUCACUAUCAACGCAUCCGACGACCCACACCAAGAGGCACUCGCCAAGGCCAAGGACCAAGAUGCCGACUACUGGUUAGUCGUCGUCGGUCUCCCAAGAGAAGACUCUGUCAGACAAGAACAACUCGUCACCCAAUCAGCUCACUCUCUCUUGAUCGUCCAUCCAUCCAACCAAUUACUCGAAAUCCAAAACCUUGGAAACGGUCAACUUAAAAUGUCUUGUGCCAAUCUCACCUCUGAUUCUCCUCAAACUAUUGAAUUACCUCAAUUAGAUCAUCAUAAUAAUCAAUAA
Cavenderia fasciculata is the source of this 2415-nucleotide messenger RNA. Its product is annotated as Na+/H+ antiporter. Bases 1 to 2415 code for a protein of 804 amino acids. Gene Ontology annotation, molecular function: antiporter activity. Lineage: Eukaryota; Evosea; Eumycetozoa; Acytosteliales; Cavenderiaceae. The record is from RefSeq and is a predicted model, not a curated record. The transcript is spliced from 4 exons. Gene Ontology annotation, cellular component: membrane. Gene Ontology annotation, biological process: proton transmembrane transport.